Gastrolobium bilobum is the source of this 3614-nucleotide messenger RNA. Its product is annotated as probable LRR receptor-like serine/threonine-protein kinase At2g16250. The coding region runs from base 461 to 3175 and encodes 904 amino acids. Lineage: Eukaryota; Viridiplantae; Streptophyta; Magnoliopsida; Fabales; Fabaceae. Gene Ontology annotation, biological process: hormone-mediated signaling pathway; protein phosphorylation. Gene Ontology annotation, molecular function: protein kinase activity; ATP binding; protein binding. The transcript is spliced from 5 exons. Gene Ontology annotation, cellular component: plasma membrane. The record is from RefSeq and is a predicted model, not a curated record.
CAAACCAUCAUGGCAGAACCAUAGAAUUUUCAGCAUUUUUUUUUUUUGAAAGAAAGACUCUACCUUUAUUAUUUGUGAGGCUUUGAGCAGUGACAGAAGCAAGCUAUUGUUGAUAGUCCACUUUCCAUAGAUAUAGUUUUCAUGUUUGAAUUAUUAUCUUCAUUCCAUGUCGUUGUUAUUUUUAUUUCAACCCUUAACAUUGUUUUCAAUUUUCUCCAAAUUUAAAAUCUCCCCCUUUUCCAUCUUGCUUCCGGGUCAACUGAAGAAACUUGAUGGAUUUUGAGAGAGAGAGAGAGAGAGAGAGAGAGAAGAAAGGUAGCACAAAAAGCGAUGCAGAUUUGUUAUCCCCAAGUUUGAAGAAUCAAAGCCUUGUAAUUGAGACAUAGAUACAAAAGUGCAUACGUAUUUGGGAGCAAGAUUGGAAUGUUUGGAUGUUUUGGUCAGCGCUCAUAAUAAAGACAUGGUGGAUCAACUUAACAUAGUAUCGUUUGUGUUCUUGUUCUUGUUGCUGUUUAAGUUUCAAUUCACAUUGGAGCAAAUUGAGCCACUGAGUUCACCUACUGAGCGAGCAGCACUGCUGGAACUUCGAUCUUCUCUGGGCUUGAGGAGCAAGGAAUGGCCAAGAAAAGCUGACCCUUGUUUAAACUGGAAUGGUGUUAGGUGCCAAAAUGGUCGAGUUGUUGCCAUCAAUAUAUCUGGCUUUAGAAGAACCAGGCUUGGGAAGAAAAAUCCACAAUUUGCUGUGGAAGCCUUGGCCAAUUUCACCCUAUUGGAGUCCUUCAAUGCCUCCAAUUUUCUGCUCCCUGAUCCUAUCCCUGACUGGUUUGGCCAACAGCUCUCUUCACUUCGGGUGCUUGAUCUUCGUUCUUGCUCCAUCAAUGGUUCUAUUCCUCCCAGUCUUGGGAAUUUAACCAGCCUCACUAGCCUCUAUUUGUCUGAUAACAAACUUACUGGGAUACUUCCUAUUAGUUUGGGUCAACUGUUAGCAAUUUCAGUGCUUGAACUUUCCCAUAAUUCUCUUAGUGGAUCCCUGCCGGCAUCGAUUUUCUCUCUUCGGAAUCUUUCUUCCCUUGACAUUUCUGCCAAUUUUUUAUCCGGGUCGAUUCCCCCAGCCAUUGGGGCCCUCUCCGAGUUACAAUACUUGAAUCUAUCCAACAAUGACCUAACUUCUUUUAUACCAGCAGAAUUGGGGGAUCUAAGUGGCUUAGUUGACCUUGAUCUUAGUGAGAAUUCUUUUUCUGGUGCUGUGCCCUCAAAUUUGAAAGGGUUUAGGAACAUGCAGAGAUUGAAUCUUGGGAAUAAUAUACUUGAUGGACCUCUGCCAGAGGACCUGUUUACUAAUUCAUCACAGUUUCUGUUCAUAAUGCUGAGACAGAAUAAUUUCACUGGUGCUUUGCCUGUGGAGUUGUGGUCUCUGCCAAGAUUGAGCUUCCUCGAUGUCUCUAGCAAUAACUUCACUGGUCAGCUUCCUAAUUCUAGUUUCAUUGCUAAUUCUACUGUUGCGGAGCUCAAUAUUUCUCAUAAUAAGUUUUAUGGAGGCCUCACUCCUCUGUUAAGAAGAUUCGGUUUCAUUGAUCUGUCAAGCAAUUAUUUUGAGGGCAGGGUUCUGGACUUCAUGCUUAAUGCAUCUGUAGAUAGCAAUUGCCUCCAAAAUGUGACCGAUCAGAGGACACCAGUAGAAUGUGCAUCAUUUUAUGCUGAGAGGGGCCUCACUUUUGAUAAUUUUGGACGUCCAAAUUCAACAGGUGCUCCUGCAGCAAAAGGCUCUGGGAAGAGCAAUAAAAAAAAGAUAAUAUUGGCAGCAGUCUUGGGUGGGCUGGGUUUAAUUGCACUUUUGUUGUUACUCGUACUGCUGCUUCUAUGCAUUCGAAAAAAGGGUAAUUCAAAUCAAAGGGGAAAUGGUGUGGGCCCUGCUCCUGCUGGAGGCAGUUCUCCACAACCUGGCGAACUAAUUAACUUUUCUAGUGUUGGAGACUCAUUUACAUAUCAUCAGCUGCUCCAGGCCACAGGUGACUUCAAUGAUACAAAUCUUAUCAAACAUGGUCACACUGGGGAUCUCUUUAAUGGUGUUUUGGAAAGUGGGAUUCCUGUAGUCAUCAAAAGGAUUGACAUUCGUUCAACUAAAAAGGAUGCUUAUUUAUUGGAAUUGGAAUUUUUUAAUAAGGUUUCACAUCCUAGAUUUGUUCCCCUGCUGGGUCAUUGCUUAGAAAACGAGAAUGAGAAGUUCCUGGUUUAUAAACAUAUGCUAAAUAGGGACUUGUCAAACUGCUUGUACUACAGAAAAACUACAUCUGAAGAUGGUAGCUUGCAGUCAUUGGACUGGAUAACAAGGUUGAAAAUUGCCAUUGGAGCAGCAGAGGCCCUAUCUUAUCUGCAUCAUGAAUGUAAUCCGCCCUUUGUUCACAGAGAUAUCCAAGCGAGCAGUAUACUUCUAGAUGAUAAAUAUGAAGUUCGGUUAGGAAGUCUAAGUGAAGCCUGCCCUCAAGAUGUGGAUACUCAUCAAAGCAAAAUCACCCGGUUGCUGCGGUUGCCCCAGUCCUCUGAACACGGCACUCAUGGUGCAUCAACAUCAAUUUGUGCCUAUGACGUGUAUUGUUUUGGGAAAGUAUUACUUGAGCUGGUGACCGGUAAGCUGGGAAUUAGUGCAUCCAGUGAUGCUGAACUAAAGCAAUGGUUGGAGCAAAUGCUACCUUGUAUUAGUAUUUACGACAAGGAGCUUGUGACAAAAAUAGUGGAUCCAUCUCUGAUUGUUGAUGAGGAUUUAUUAGAGGAAGUGUGGGCAGUGGCCAUAGUUUCCAGGUCUUGCCUAAAUCCCAAACCUUCAAGAAGACCCCCUAUGAGAUAUGUUCUCAAGGCUUUGGAAAACCCUUUCAAAGUUGUAAGGGAAGAAAAUUCCAGUUCUGCAAGACUCAGAGCAACCUCUUCUAGAGGCUCUUGGAAUGCUGCAUUGUUUGGUAGUUGGCGUCAGAGUUCAUCUGAUGUAACAGUAAUGCCGGCAGCCUCAGGUACAAGAGUAGAAGGAGGGAGUACUUUAAAGCGUUCAGGAACUACUGGCUCACAGGGUAGUUUCCUCAAUGCUGGGGGUGAUGUUUCAUCCUCCCUUACACGUCAUUCAAGGGAGAUAUUCCCUGAACCUUCUGGAGUUCAAGAUGUAGAGAGGCAGGAGCAGGAGUAGCUGAAGGCGUAAGUCUUGAUUUUUUUAGGUAAUGAUCCAACAGGCUUUCCAUUCCCAUUGCUGUUCACCUAAUACCAUGAGCUCUUGUUGGUUUUGGUGCUGUGCUUGGAUAUUGGAAUUGGAAGGCGCAUAUUGUACAUUUCUGCGGUUUGAACUUGUCAUCUUUUAAACGGGAAUUGUAUUUCUUUUUCAGUGGUUUUGGACAAAGUUGCAUUCAAGUCCCUUGAAUUUGUCACUUUUCAAAGGGGAAUUGUAUUUCUUUUUCGGUGGUUUUGGACACACAAACAUGGUGGACAGAUAGAGAUAAAAGGACCAGAAUGUCGAGUGCUAUGGUAGAUUUUGGAUCCUUUGACUGCUUGUUUUGGAUAGAAAACAAGCCACAAUUUUUUCACUUGUAAUUGAUUUUUUUUUUUAACCCAUUGUUGAGAGUCUUCUCUUG